AUCAAAAUGGCGGACGGGAAGAAAAAAUGCGCUCUUAGUAUUAGUGGUUCAAAAUUAAAUAUUUAAUCCUAAAAUGAAAUUUUAUGUGCUUARUUGUUUGCGUAUGAGCUACAGAGCAUACUCUUCGCAUGCAAAGGAGGUGUCAAUCUAUCUCUCUGUAAGCCAUGAUCCAUUUGAAAACUUAGCUUUUGAAGAUUGGGUCUAUGAAAAGGUGGAUUUAGCACAAAAAAGAAUUCUUUUUCUUUGGAGAAACAAGCCAACGAUUGUAAUUGGUAGACACCAGAAUCCAUGGCUUGAAUGUAAUCUUAAGAAACUCAAAGGCAAUGGUGUUGGAUUAGCAAGACGAAAAAGUGGUGGAGGAACAGUGUACCAUGAUUUGGGCAAUUUGAAUAUCACAUUCUUCAGUAAUCGAUCAUCGUAUGACAGAAAAGAGAAUCUAGCGCUUAUCGUAAAGGCUUUGAAAAACAGAUGGAAAAUUGAUGUACAGGCUACUCCAAGAGAUGACAUAUAUUUAGAAAAUAAAUAUAAAAUAUCAGGAACAUCUUCUAAACUUGGAAGGUUAUCAACCUAUCAUCACUGUACAUUGUUACUUGAUGUAGAUACCAAAAGACUAAAUGAAUUACUUCAACCAACUUAUGAUAAUCUAGCAAGCAAAGCUACAGCCAGCGUACGAGCUGAAGUAAAGAACAUGUGUGAUGUGGAACCCUCGCUUGAAUUUAAUAACGUUGCCAUGGAAAUAGCAUCUGAAUACAGCAUGACAUACACGGGUGACCCAACAGUUAGAUAUCAGAUAUUUGACCCUUCAARUGAAAGGGAUUUUCCAGGAAUUUCUGAGUAUGCAAGGGGAUUGCAAACCUGGCAGUGGAUAUAUGGAAAGACACCAAGGUUCAACGUACCCUUUACAACGACGCUCUCUGCUGGACCCACUACAAUUUCCUUCACGUGUUUUCACGGUAUAAUUGAAGAAAUAGAAAUCCAUUUAGAACACAAGCACUUGGACUCAUUGUUGCAGCAGAUUGCAACUCAACUAAAGGGUGUGCACUUCUCACGAGAAGACGUUUGCAGCAAGUUAAAUGAUCUCAAUAAUUCAUUUUCACGUUCACACCUGGAACAAUUAUUUACCAGUGAAUUACUUCAUUGGAUGAAUCAGGUUUUGUUCUAAAAACGUUUCCCUUUUCAUGUAAGUAUGAAAUUAGGAGACCUGCGAACUUUGGCUUCUUUUCUUUUCUUUUUAAUUUAAUUUCAAAUUUAAUUUUAUUAUUAUUUGCUGGAAAUUGGUCAAUUAUUACUUGACCCAACCUCUGGCGCAGAGAAUCAUGAGACUAGAUAGGGAACGCAAGAUUGAAUCCAAUCUUGUAACCCACCCAUCCAAUCCCAAUAGUCCCCUUCACAGUUCCCUGCGCCAUCUUGAAAGGUAGCCGUACCUUUGCAUCGAAGCGAGACGAACGGUGAGCUUGCAAUGAUAGAGACGAACUUAAGAUCUCUAUAGGAUGCAAGCAUACGGUUUUUUGGGUUUUAGACAUGAAUUAUAUCCUGGCUAUAAGAAGUUACGUGUCCUGCUUUUCCCAAGGCUUCUCUCUUAAUUCGCCAAUCUCCGUGUUAUUUAUAUCUGCACACAAAAAUAAAAUAACAUUACACAAUAAUUGCCUUACUUCACUAUGACGUCACAUCAAAACCAUAUUCAACAAUCUAUUGUUUAAACGCAAAGG
Molecule: messenger RNA, 1709 nt
Organism: Actinia tenebrosa (Australian red waratah sea anemone)
Lineage: Eukaryota; Metazoa; Cnidaria; Anthozoa; Actiniaria; Actiniidae
Product: lipoyl amidotransferase LIPT1, mitochondrial-like
Biological process (GO): protein lipoylation
Cellular component (GO): mitochondrion; cytoplasm
Molecular function (GO): lipoyltransferase activity
Source: RefSeq, a predicted model, not a curated record